GAAAUAUAUUAAGAAAGGAUCGAUUUCUUCUCCAGCAAAAACGACAUCAGACGGAGCCAUGGUCCGUACAGCACUUGCAGACGGUCUGAAAACUAGUGCAAACAGUAUCAAAACCAGUGCACAAUCAAUCGGGACAGUCACGGCAGCAGGUGCAAAUACCCUGCUACAUCUUCCUAUCAGUUUACGCGGGGCCAGGUCCUCUCGGAAUAAGAUUGCGGCAGCAACCGACUUGGCAGUAGGUGAUCCAACGAAGGCAGCAUAUCUUCUAGGCUCAAAAGGUCGAAAACACCAUGACAUUUGCACACUGCUAGAAGGCGAAUAUAAUCCGGAUAUCGGUGCGGGUGGUGGAGGUGGCAAGAGCAGAAGGAGGUCUUCUCAGAAAAAUCCCAAGAAUAGCUCUGCCUCUACUAAGGAUGAAAAAAGCCAACCAAAAAAUAACCAACAAGCGCGAGUUUCGCAACGUCAAGAUGCGCAAUCUCACUCUCACCUUCUAG
Amoebophrya sp. A25 is the source of this 494-nucleotide messenger RNA. The record is from the annotation of a GenBank genome assembly. Lineage: Eukaryota; Dinophyceae; Syndiniales; Amoebophryaceae.